Purpureocillium takamizusanense is the source of this 1647-nucleotide messenger RNA. RefSeq lists its product as uncharacterized. The record is from RefSeq and is a predicted model, not a curated record. Lineage: Eukaryota; Fungi; Ascomycota; Sordariomycetes; Hypocreales; Ophiocordycipitaceae. Gene Ontology annotation, molecular function: carbohydrate:proton symporter activity. Gene Ontology annotation, cellular component: membrane. Bases 1 to 1647 code for a protein of 548 amino acids. The transcript is spliced from 8 exons. Gene Ontology annotation, biological process: transmembrane transport; carbohydrate transport.
AUGGCACCACCACCGGCUGAGAGCCCCAGCAACGGGCGGACGCUGCCCUUUCCAGCGCGUAUCAGGGAAUUCACACCCAUGGUCUUGUUCAUGACCUUCUACCUCGCGGUGACGGCCUGGAACUACGGCUACGACGUGUCCGUGUUCGCCGGCGUGCAGGCCAUGGACCCGUUUGUGCGGCGAUUCGGCUCCUACAACGCAGGCACGCGCAAGUACGCCAUCCCGUCGUACCUGGUCUCGAUCCUAAACUCGUUCCCAUACUUGGGCAAGCUGCUCGUUCGUAUGCCCCCGUCUGCGCCGCCAUUGUUCCCCGACUACUCCAAUACUCUACAGUAUAUUGACGAACGAACCGACACCAAGGGAUGCUGGGCCGCCGCGCCCAUGGCGGAAAAGAUUGGCCGCAAAAAGUCCGUCCUGGCUGUGAUAGCCACGUCUUUUAUUGGCGUGCUGCUUCAAAUCACCGCGACGACGGUGGCGCAGUUCACCGUCGGCCGCAUGCUCUGCUACGCCAUGACGGGCAUCUGCGUCAACGUCAUGCCCGCGUACAUGGCCGAGUGCGCGCCCGCCCGCCUGCGCGGCAUGGUGACGUCUCAGCUGCAGAUGCAGAUCGUGGUGGCCCAGCUGGUGGCUUCGGCGGUCAACUACGGGACUUCUACGAUCAAAUCGGAUGCCGGAUGGCGCAUCUCGGUCGGCAUCCAAUUCAUCAUGCCUGGGUUACUGCUCGUUUUGUAUCCCAUCAUUGUGGAGUCUCCGCGCUGGCUAUUAUCGCAGGAUCGAUUUGAGGACGCAUCAGCCUCCCUGCGCCGGUUACGAAAAAAGGGCGUGCCGGACGAUGUAAUCCAGGAUGAGGUGAACCUCCUGGGUCACCUGCAAGGCAACGAGGGCAAAGGGUCGUGGAAAGAAGUCUUUGCAGGGACAAACAGGCGCCGGACAGUCAUAGCGGUCAUCGUCAUGGUCGGGCAGCAAAUCACCGGCCAGGCCUUUGUGUCGCAGUACUCGGUCACGUUCUACAAACAGCAGGGCUACACCAACAACUUCGAGCUUGGCAUGAUCCAGCAGGCGCUCGGCGUCGCGGCGUCCAUCCUCACGGCCCUCGUGGUCGACUCGUUCGGGCGGCGGCGCAUCCUCCUCAUCGGCGGGACCGCCAACUCGGCGUUCCUCUUCAGCAUGGGCGCCAUGGGGAGCAUCGCCCACCCGUCCACGACCGAGAAGCGCCUGCUGGUGGCGAGCGUGAUGAUCUGGUUCUACUUUUACCUGCUUUCGUGGGCGUCCGUCCCGUACAUUGUGCUUGGCGAGGCGUCGACGCGCCGCGUCGUCGAGAAGACGAGCAACCUCGCCGUGUCGCUGUCCGUGCUGUCUGCGUUCCUGGUGUCCUUUACUGCGCCGUACCUCAUCGGUGCGGACUAUGCCAAUCUGGGCGGCAAGGUGGGCUUCAUAUACGGCGGGCUGAGCGUCGUGUUCACGGCCUUGACGUGGUUCUACGUCCCGGAGAUGAAGGGCCGCAGCCUCGAGGAUAUUGACUCUUUGUUCGAGAAGAGGGUCCCGACGAGGGACUUUCGCAGGGCGGAUGUCUCUACUGUCCAGAUCUCUCUGGAUAAGCUCGGGGAAAAGGAUAUGGCGACGGGGGAGGAAAGGGGAUCCUCUUGA